AUGGUUAGCGUCUACUAUGAUGGGCGCAGUCGGAAUAUCGCCGACCUAAGAACGUCUUCUAAAAAGGCCCUAUCUCUACCUGAUUUCAAAAAUAUUCUAUGGAUUGGUGUCUUUGGUUCCUUUUCGAGGGACCAACAAACAGAUCGAAGUGAUGUUGACCUCGUAGUCGUCGAGCGCUCGAAUGCUGUGCCAGCAGAGUACCCUGGGGAUGCAAACUACGAGCCCUGGACAUUGGAAGAGCUGCUACCACGAGUUUGGUGCAGGCCAGUUGAAAUCGUUCUCCUCAAAGAAGAACUGCGCGAGUUGGUUGCUAUAGAUUCACUUCUAACGUCUCGCACUAUAUAUGGCGACGACCAAUCUGUGGAAAUUUUGCAACUACGCCGGGAUGCUCGAAAAUAUCUUAAUGAGGGCUGGACAAUAUUUCGGAACGCAGAGAAGGAUAUAGAGGCUCUAAAAUCCAGGAUCUCAGAGGUCAAAGACUUGGAGGAAUUUCUCAAGUCACAAUCUCUUCAGGAAUCCUUCCGAGAUCAACUACUCCACAUCCUGAGUUCUCUCAACAUAGAGCCUACUUCCCAUCCUAUCUACGAAGGUUUUUGGGCUACUAUUCUUCAGGUGGCAAACGAGAUCAAAGCGAUAGUUACUCCAACCUCACAAGAGGACUCGGAGUACUGGCGAAAAAUAUGGGACAUUCUUUCAACUUCAUCGCCUAAAAGUCUGCAAAGUCUUCUGAUGCGUUUGAAGAAAUUCGUCAUCCCCACUCUUGAAGAUAUCGAACAGCGUAUCAAGAUUUCAGUACAGUUGGAGAAUGAAGAUCGGACGGCGGGAGAUAUCGCGGGGAAUGAAGGCGGCAUUCCGGAAGCUAGUAAUACGGGAGAAGUGCCAGCUGCAGUCGAAACCAAUUUGGCGGCAGCGAACGCGUACGAGGGGGGUACUCUCAAACGAAUUUUUAGAAGAUUAACAGGGCGGUUUUCUAGGCAAGGAUAA
Molecule: messenger RNA, 984 nt
Organism: Morchella importuna
Lineage: Eukaryota; Fungi; Ascomycota; Pezizomycetes; Pezizales; Morchellaceae
Exons: 2
Coding region: 1-984 (327 amino acids)
Source: RefSeq, a predicted model, not a curated record